GAUAUUGGUGUGAUGCACCGAUAUAGGCUCUGUCCUACCAGCAGUGCUCGCAACUCCAUUCACAUGACUCCACAGGACCACCGCAAGACGUCUUCUCCGGUGAGCGCGACACCACCCAUAUCCUCGCGUCAUCCUAUUGCACCAAGUCCUGGUCGACCCGUUUCCCACCGCCGACGCAACUCGCAGCCCACGCACUCUGCCCCACCCGUUGCCUGCCCGGCCUCACUGCAGCAGCAGUCGUUAAACCGAUGCACAGUAGACAAUUCGCUCUCAGUGACAGCAAACCAGCGGGUUACGGAAUGGCUCCGCUCGGCAGGAUCACUGCCCGAGGAGACAGAGGAUGAGACUUUUUCUUCGUCGGUCUCUACACAAACGCCUCAAGCACGUUGGAACACGACUCGUGGUGUCCCAACCACAACUUUCCAGCCCUACCCACCCUCUACAACUCGCCGUACCUUCUCUAUCCAGCAAGUGUCUCCCUCCAUCAACACCCCCUAUGAUCGUCGUAUGGUUCCCAUGGUUCCACCCCCUCCACCUCCUCCUCCACUGCACGGCCGUAUGUCUGUGGAUACCAAUGCCACCAUUGUUACACCACAGGAAAGUGCCUUUGCAAACCUCCUCUAUGACAUGUCAUGUAAUGUUGUGACUCCACAACACUCACAACAAAAUCCAUCCACGAUGGCUGUGAACAAUGAGAUGGCUGCAUUGGCGCUCACGCCACGUGCGAUGCCUCGAACGAAUCCGCACGCGGUGGUAACAGCCGGCACGAUGCCACGUCUGUCCUCUGGUAAACCGCACUUGUCGUCUCUGCAGUCGCCACUGCCUGUAGGAGUGGUGGAAGCAACUGUGGGGACACCAUCGACGAUGCGGAACGGAACUGACGCCGCAGUAGUAGCCGGGGUACUCUCCUCAUCGCCCGACACGGAAAUUACCACAAAUUCGGCGUCAGCCUCUGCUUCUGCAUCUUAUUCAGGCGAUAGUGAGCCGGAGGAAAAGGAGCCUCACCUUCCAGCCAAUGAGGUGUCAAUAUAUUCGAAAGAGGAUAUAUUCGAACAACACCCAUUCAGACCAGCGGCAGUCCUUCCUGUGGACGAGUACACCUUUACCAUGCCUAGAGAGCAACAACAACAAUUCCAUCCACAGGUCAUAUUUCACAACCAGCAGUGCCAAGCGGAAUCGCACAACAACUGGGGCCUCCUUUCUCACCAGCAUCAACAGCAGGCUCAUUCAGUGGUAGUUGUGGAUGAUGCGGACCAAGCUCCACCAACACCGCCACCUCGUCUUGCCUCGGCCAUGAAUACCAUACAAUUCAGUAGGGUUCCCAGAACGACGUCUGCGGCAGCGACCACAACGCUCUCUGUGGAUAAUGCAAUCUGGCAGGGCAUUGGCAAAGGAGAUGCGUGGAAUGGUCCCAUUUCUGGCGGACGUUAG
Messenger RNA from Hydatigera taeniaeformis, 1431 nucleotides. Lineage: Eukaryota; Metazoa; Platyhelminthes; Cestoda; Cyclophyllidea; Taeniidae. The record is from the annotation of a GenBank genome assembly.